CCGCGACCUCCCCACAUCCGGGUUCCUGUCAGCCGCCGCGGCGCCGCCGCCCGCUCCGCGUCUCGGGGAGGCGGUGGGGCAGGGAGGAGGCAGCAGCGAAGAUGGCGGCGGCGGUGGGGAGAGCCGGUUCCUUCGGCUCCUCUUCGCCCGGGCUCGGCUCAGCUGCCGGUUUUUCUUCUUCUCCUCCGUCGUCCGCCGCUGCGGCCACGACCAACAACAACAACGCGGAGCUGCGGGCAGGCGGCGAUGAGGACGAUGGGCAGAACCUCUGGUCCUGCAUCCUCAGCGAGGUGUCCACGCGGUCCCGCUCUAAGCUGCCAUCGGGGAAGAACGUCCUCCUGCUGGGUGAAGAUGGAGCAGGUAAAACUAGCUUAAUAGGAAAAAUUCAAGGAAUAGAGGAAUACAAAAAAGGAAGAGGAAUGGAGUAUUUGUAUUUAAAUGUGCACGAUGAAGAUCGAGAUGACCAAACAAGAUGUAAUGUAUGGAUUUUGGAUGGUGACUUGUAUCACAAAGGUCUUCUUAAAUUUGCAAUGGAGGCAAGCUCUCUAAAGGACACUCUAAUUAUGUUGGUAGUAGACAUGUCUAGGCCUUGGACUGCACUGGAUUCUUUACAAAAAUGGGCAAGUGUUGUAAGAGAACACAUUGACAAGUUAAAAAUUCCUCCUGAAGAAAUGAAAGAAAUGGAACAAAAGCUGGUAAGAGACUUCCAGGAAUAUAUAGAACCAGGCGAGGAUUUUCCAGCUUCUCCACAGAGAAGAAAUACUUCAUUACAGGAAGACAAAGAUGACAGUGUGAUAUUACCCCUGGGUGCAGAUACACUAACAUGUAACUUAGGCAUUCCAGUAGUAGUAGUUUGUACAAAGUGUGAUGCCAUCAGUGUUCUGGAAAAAGAGCAUGACUACAGAGAUGAACACUUCGACUUCAUUCAGUCACAUAUCAGACGGUUUUGCUUACAAUAUGGGGCAGCGCUUAUUUACACUUCAGUAAAGGAGAACAAAAACAUUGAUUUAGUGUAUAAAUAUAUAGUCCAGAAGUUGUAUGGAUUUCCUUUCAAUGUUCCAGCUGUUGUUGUGGAAAAAGAUGCAGUAUUUAUUCCUGCAGGUUGGGAUAAUGACAAGAAGAUAGGAAUAUUGCACGAGAACUUUCAGACACUAAAAGCAGAAGACAGUUUUGAAGAUAUCAUAAUAAAACCACCAGUCAGAAAGUUUGUUCAUGAAAAAGAAAUUGUAGCAGAAGAUGACCAAGUGUUUCUUAUGAAGCAGCAGUCACAGUUGGCGAAACAACCACCUACUGCUGCAGGAAGGCCAGUGGAUGCCUCUCCAAGAGUUCCUGGUGGAUCUCCUAGGACACCAAAUAGAUCCGUAACAUCAAAUGUUGCCAGUGUUACACCUAUCCCUACUGGGUCAAAAAAAAUUGAUCCCAAUAUGAAAGCUGGAGCUACUAGUGAAGGAGUCCUGGCUAACUUCUUCAAUAGUCUCCUGAGCAAGAAAACUGGUUCCCCUGGUGGCCCUGGCGGUGUGGGUGGUAGUCCAGGAGGAGGUGGCACUGGAGGUGCUGGCAGCAACUUACCACCAUCAGCAAAAAAGUCAGGUCAGAAGCCAGUUUUAACAGAUGUUCAGGCAGAAUUGGACAGAAUUUCACGAAAACCUGAAAUGGUCUCUCCUACAACACCUACAUCUCCCACAGAAGGUGAAGCAUCUUGAAGACACCAAAUAAAACCAAUUGUUCAGUUUUCUGGGAUAAUUCAUACUUGCCUCUGCCUCUUCCUUCAGUGACUGGAACUAAAGAACUGAAAUACCUUUCAGAACACAAACAGUUGAUGUCUGUCUUUCUUUCAUGUGUGUUGCCCAACUUUACAAAAGGGAGCUGUACAGAUGGAAAACAGUUAUCACAUCUUGUAGGAGUACCGUUCACAGUGCAAGAAUAGUAAAUUAAUUUUUUUCUGGGUUUUGUUGAAAAGUCAGUGUAAUUCUGUAAAAUUGCAGUAUGUCCACUUAAGUGAUAGGGGUUGCUUAGAGCAGCAAAACUGAUACACACCACAGGCACUUAAUUUAUAUUGAUUUCCCAACCUGUUAGGCAAGCUUAAUACUAUCUUAAAUAGAUUAACCUCUACAGGAGAGAGUUUUUGGAAGAAGUAAUUAAUUGCACAAAGCUCUAACAACAACAACAAACUCCAAUUAUACUUGAACACUUCAUUUGGAGUAUGGUUAAAAAAAUCUGUUUGAUCUCCACUGAGAUUUACACUGCAUUCAAAAACCCAUGCAGAAAUUCAUUGUGGAUAUAAGACUAAAUUAGUAGCCAGCUUUUUUGGUUUUUCUCUUUGAUUAAUUUCAGACACUGAAUAAAAGAUGUAUAAAGAAAAAGCAGAGGUUAAAUGUACAGAUUAUCAGUAUCCAGAUUUGUCUAUAUAUAUAUGGCUCAGCCUUAAUGUCCCCCACUAUGUUUCCCACAUUAGAUAUGGUUUAAAAUUGGUCAUCAAAACUGUAAUCAGUUAAUAAAGUAUUCUCUGCAUUCAAAUUUAAAUUAAUUUGCUUUGAAGCCAUGGUGUUCUUGUUUGUUGACAGUUAAAUCUAAGGAUGUGUAAAAUGUCUUAAAACAUGGUUUUAUAUUUUACUUCUCAGUGAAUAUCACUGGUAGAUAUUUAAACUUCCUUAAAACAUUGUUUCUGGAAGGAAGUGAUUAAGUUUGCAGUGUUUGUUCCUAGGAGUAAAACUAGUUUAUCCGACUUGGGUGGUUUCUGCUGUAAUGUGUUUUAAAAAAAACUAGUUACAUUAAGGAUCCUGCUGAUGGACUCCAGUAUAUUGUUUUAAGAAGUAGUUUGCCAAGGUCAGGACUUACUUAAGCUUUCAGUACACAAAUGUUGAGCAUCAUUUUACUGUUGUGUGCGAAGUUUGUGGUCACUUUCUACUGACAGCCACAGAACAGGAAGUGUAAAAAGUGUAUCCUGAUCAAACAAUUGCCAAGAGACUUCUUUAAUGAGUUCAGGUUUUCUAAUAUUUUUAAAUCAGGAAGUCUUAUGUUAAUUUCUCCCAUUACUGAGAAAACUUCUGAAAUGCUGGAGAGGAGGGGGAUAAAUCCCCUUUAUUUUGAACAUGGUCAUACUCUUCUCCAAUUCCUGCACUCUAGUGCUUCUAGUGAAUUACCUCCAUAUUUUCAAAAUACCUAAAUUUGCUUAAGAACAACGUACAUUUUGUUGCAUGUUGAACUCCCUAAAGUUAAGCAUACCUGUUAAAAUUGACUCAGAAUAUUGAACGGUGGAGUGACAAGUUUCAGUAGAGAUUCUCAACUAUGGAGCAGUUGUCUAAGCUGGAGUCCUUAAAUUUUUGCUUACGGCAGUGACUUCAGUAAAGGUGGCAUAUCGGGAAAUGUGUGACCUGCUGAUGAACAACUGUAUAGAAUAAAUGAAGAAAAAAAAAAUUAAGCUUUUGGUCACGGAUGCAUGGCAUGCAUCAGUAUCAGAGCAGUUCUCUAGAUGCUGUACGUAAACUUCUUGAAACAGAAUUUGAAAUGUGCUUGAGACAUGUGCUUCUGUCAUCACCAAUAUGCGUCCUCCUCCAGCUGCAGUGGCAUGUGUUGGUAGGGGGAAACUUUGGGUUUUUAGGGAAGCAUCUUUAACUAGUUGGUACUGUCCAAGAUUUUGAAAGAAAACUAUAGCUCCUGCAGUCUUUAAUUUAGUUCAUUUGAGCAUCUGUCAAAGCACAAUACCCUUCCCAAAGCUGGAAAACUAGACAUGUAAAACAUUGACUUACUGCACUAGGUGCCCUUUUUUUGUGGAGGCUGGGACGGGGGAAAACCUUACUAAUGACUCAUUAUAAUUUCACUUCUUAAAACAAAGUUGGCAAAAUGUCACUUCCGCAUUUUUAAAGCUUCUAAAUGUACUUCUUCCCUAAACCCUGACAGCUCUUUGUUUUUUGGGGUUUUUUUAAUUGUUACUUACAAAUUAUUAUUUACAGAAAGGCUGUCUCCCUAUCAUGCCUUUUCAUUCUAUAAGACUAAAGUAGCCUGCUUCCCUCCUUAAGGUUCAGAUUCUCUUAACGCUCCUGUCACUGUCUAUCUGCAGCCUGCUCAUCCUGUCUUGGGGGGGGGGGGCGGGAAGACUUUAAGGUAUCCUUAUCACAUAAGGAAAAUAUGUGAGAAUGUAUUCCUGUGUAAGCUGGUGGCCUUGGCUUCUUGUUCCCCUCUGAUGAGAACAAGACUACUGGCCUGGUUGUUUUGUCCCCUUGAGUUGCAAUUCCCUUGACUACUGCUUUGAUUAGAGUACACAAUUAAGGUGAGAUUUACCAGAACUAUCCUGCAAAAUGAGUCUCUGUGACAGAAGGCCCUUUUCACGAAAGGUGGUUCCUGUGAAUCCUUCUCCCUGUUCUCCUUUCUUCACCAUCAAUUCGGACACCAAAACUAAAUCAGAAAUAAAUUGGAUAAAACAAUGAAGCUAAUUUGGCAGCAAUACAUUUGCAUAAUCCUUUAUUGUGCUUUCAUGCUCUAAGCUGUAGAUAGGUUAAGUUUGUGAUGACCCCAAUUUUAAAGAGAAUAACAGCAUUGAUAACUUUAAUUUUGCUUCUAAUCACUCUUCUGUGCCUUUAGUAUUUUAGUAUCAUUUGGUACAAAGUUCCAGUCUGGCACACAAGAUGCAGAAAGCAAAGAGGUAAUACAAGAACUACAGGGGAUAAUUUUUUGAUAAAGAACAAUUAAUACUUUUUAAAUGCUUUGCAGUAUGAAUACUGCAAAAACACUACAAAAUAAAUAAACCAAAUAAAUUCCUUUAGCUUUUCAGGGCUAGUUCUGUGUAGGCAAGGAGAUGAUUAGCUUCAAACUAAACUGUUCUGGGGGAAUUUUACAAAUCUCUUCUUCCUUUUCUCUGCCCCAUUCCUGCAUCAGUCCUUUGAGUAUACUGGUUGUAAUAAAGCUGUUCUGCAGAUUUUAAGCUUGAAAAUUUUGAGUAAGUGGCCACUUUAUUUCCAGACAGUUCAUAUUUUUCAGCUGAAAAUGUCAGUCUCUGAAAUGUCCGUUACAGGGACUAGCUACCAUACUACACACUAACCUUGAAUUUCUAGAGACGCAUAUGAAAUGCAAGUACCAGGCUGUUGGGCUGCAGGCUCUUCUUAGGGAGCAAACUUGAUUUGCAGUAGGAUGUCUGCAGCUGCAGAACUGUUGCCUGUGGAAUACCUCAUGGCUUUAUGCUUCUCUGUGCCACACAGACACAUGCAGAAAACCACUGACAAGAGCUGGCCUAACCCCGCAUUUGAGAAGUGUGGAGAGUUGGAGGUUUGGUUUUUUUUUCCUCUUGUGACAUAAGGGAUACUCAGGAACAGCUGUUAAAAAUGCUAAUUCUUCAUCUUCGGCUGUUUAAAAAUCACACAUUCUAGCAUGUUAGCAUGGUAAUUGGGGUUUGUGAAGUUCAGUUGCAAUACUGAGCCAAAAAAUACAGCCUCAAGAGCUGAAGAAGCUUCAGCAGAUGCAACAUGGUCAAGUCUUUUCUAAGCUCUUUGUCGCAGCCCUUGGAAUAUUCCAUUUGGCAGCUAGUCAUCCCGUAUUUACUUCAUGUAUGAAUACACAGGGCUCGAGUCCCAAACAAAAGCUGUUGAGAUGCUGUAUGGGAACACCAGAACUGAGACCAGGGUGACAGACAUGCCGCUGUGACUUCAGUGGAACUCCCCAAAUUGUGCAGUAGCAAUAAACCUCAUCACCCUUCAAACGAAACCAAGCCCGGCUCCUUCAGUGGUUUGGGCUUUUAAGCUGCUUUCCCAUUCCUCUGCUUCCUUCUACCUCACCCUCCGAGAAGAAAAGCGAAAAAAAAACCCACCCUGCCCUCCAGAAUAUUUGUUCAUGAGGUCAGUGAAGCCCUGCUGCCAGUUCUGAGUGCGAGGGACAUGGGCUUUAGUGUCACGCUGUCACACAGCACAAAGCCAGUGCCAAAGAGCCACCGGGGCGCCACUAUGAAACCUGUGAUGGAGCCCCGGCCUGUAUCCACCUUAUUCCAGUGGCUGGCAUUUACUCAACUGCUUCGAGAAGCUCCAGUCACGCUUUUUUUUGGUAAAUUAUCUCAACAUCAGUGGCAAGGAGUGGUAACUGCCAUACAGCUAUACUGUCUACACUGUAAUCUCCCCUAAUGAGGUGGCUUUCUCAACUUAAUUGGUAUUGCUUUUUGGUCACUAUGGUGGGUAUCUUUGGAGAAGACGUAAUGAGGGAGAAAACUAGGUCGCUCAUGACUAAUCUGCUUCCACCGAUCUCCCACUCUCCGCCUGGCUGACUGGAGAUGUUUCCGUAGCUCAGGAUCUAACUCCUGGGCUGCUUCUCUGCCAGCGUGUCCUGCCUUUAGCUCUGGUCCUGCUAUUCCGGCAGAGGCCACAGGGGGCUAAGGAAGACUUCUCUUUUUGGAAAACUCUGUCAGGUGUAGCACAUAAACAGAAGGAAAUGAAUAGACGUACAUCU
Messenger RNA from Chroicocephalus ridibundus (black-headed gull), 6429 nucleotides. RefSeq names its product dynein cytoplasmic 1 light intermediate chain 1 (gene DYNC1LI1). Gene Ontology annotation, molecular function: dynein heavy chain binding. The transcript is spliced from 13 exons. Bases 102 to 1703 code for a protein of 533 amino acids. The record is from RefSeq and is a predicted model, not a curated record. Gene Ontology annotation, cellular component: cytoplasmic dynein complex; centrosome. Gene Ontology annotation, biological process: microtubule cytoskeleton organization; microtubule-based movement. NCBI's taxonomy places the organism in Eukaryota, Metazoa, Chordata, Aves, Charadriiformes, Laridae.